Messenger RNA from Leptosia nina, 264 nucleotides. The record is from the annotation of a GenBank genome assembly. Lineage: Eukaryota; Metazoa; Arthropoda; Insecta; Lepidoptera; Pieridae.
AUGCUGGGUGUGGUGUGGGGAGGGGAAGACAAACUGCAACGGUUCCCGAAGGCUGGCAAUAGAGGCCGGGAAGGUUGGAAACAAGCAUUUACCGCAAUUGAAAUCAGAAUCGACAUCAUAAAUACAAGUGAUGUAACCAAUAAGAACUCUUUACAAAAUAACAAUAAUAAUGGCCUAAACAGGAAGCGAUUGAAAGUUCACCGCGCGGCCUCAAGCGUCCAAAAACUUGAACAAAGCUCUUUGAAACCUUUAAAUAUGCGAUGA